Molecule: messenger RNA, 1788 nt
Organism: Malassezia japonica
Lineage: Eukaryota; Fungi; Basidiomycota; Malasseziomycetes; Malasseziales; Malasseziaceae
Exons: 1
Coding region: 1-1788 (595 amino acids)
Biological process (GO): positive regulation of transcription by RNA polymerase II
Cellular component (GO): nucleus
Molecular function (GO): DNA-binding transcription factor activity; sequence-specific DNA binding
Source: RefSeq, a predicted model, not a curated record
AUGUCCACGGCAAGCCCUUCGGUCCCCUCGACCAGCCCGUCGCAGUAUGGUGCAUCAUCUGUGCAGCACGCGCAGGCGUCGGCGACGCAUGGCGGCACGGCACCGAUGCAUGGCCACGCCAGCUCUGGUAUGGCUCCUGCAUCCGACACACACGUCAACCAUGCCUCGGGCGCGGGCCUGUACCCUGAAAGCGUCCAGCAGACGCCGCAUCACCUUGCUGCAGGCUCCUUCCCUGGCGCACAGCUCUCGCCGAUGGCUGCGUCGCCUUAUGGCGCGUACGCAGCUGCCCAGCACCCCAUGUACGGCGGCUCGUACUCUGGCCAUGCCUAUCCCCCGUAUCCGAACUACAUGGGACACAUGUCACACUACGGCCACCCACCCCACUACCCAGGUGCAUCGACGACACCUGCAUACCACAACCAGGUGAUGAACAGCAUGGUGCCGCACAAUGGGUACAGUCCCCACGCGGCGGGCCAUAUGGCGUCGCACCACGCGCAGGCCGGUACUCCUUUGUCCAUGGCCGGCUCGGCCGGAGGGGCAGGUCUUCCUGCUGGUCCAGGGGGGCCCAUGGCCCCGAGCGCGGUGGUCCAGGCUCCGUCGUACGGUGCGACGCCACAGUACAGCACGCAGCUGCCCCUGGCUGGACGCCACCGUGUGACGACGACGCUGUGGGAGGACGAAGGUACCCUUUGUUUCCAGGUGGACGUCAAGGGCGUGUGCGUUGCGCGUCGCCACGACAACAACAUGGUCAAUGGCACCAAGCUGCUCAACGUCUGUGGCAUGUCUCGUGGUAAGCGCGAUGGUAUCUUGAAGAACGAAAAGGAGCGCAUUGUCGUCAAGGUCGGUGCGAUGCACCUCAAGGGCGUGUGGAUCGCCUUCAACCGCGGCAAGCAGCUCGCCGAGCAGCACGGCAUUGCCGACGCUUUGUACCCUCUGUUCGAGCCCAACAUCCAGUCCUUUCUGUACCACCCCGACAAUUACCCUCGGACUGCGGCAGUGAUGGCAGCUGCGCAGGAGCGCCAUGUCCAGCGCCACUAUCCUGGACCGAGCCCCGGGGGUGCGAGUAUGAAAGAAGUGGGCGGCGGUGAAAUGGGCGCGGGCAUGCCGCUGCAUGCGGGCCUCGACAGCAGUCACUGGGGGAACGCGCAGCAGCAGUCCCAUGAACAGGUUGCAGCUGGAAAUGACUCGCUACACUACCAGCAGUACCAGCAGCACUACCCGCACCACCAGCAUCACUCUGCGAUGGUGCCGCCGCCGACGGCUGGUCCGGGCAUGUUUGCGUCGGCCAACGGCCACUAUUCGCAGGGCAUGCCGCAGCCUAUGCGCUCCACGCCUACCUCGUCCAUGGGUAUGGACCGUCGCGUGGACCACGGUGCAGACACUAGCGCUGGACAACCCGGUACGCCGACCAACAUGCACCCGGGUGCGAAUGGCACGCACCGCCGGAUCUCGGGUAUGAAGCGCCCCAAUGACGACUACAGCCAGUCGCCCUCGGAAGCCUCUCACCAGGACUCGGAGCAGAACUCGCAACAGACCGCGGGAACGCCGAGCGGUGGCGGCCAUGCUGCGAUGACCAACGCGAGCGGCCACGGCCCUUCUGAUUCGUUCCCCUCGGGUGGUUUCGGCGCGCAAAAUUUCGCUUUGGACGACAUGAAGAUGAUGAAGCGUCCUAAGAUUUCUGAGCCUAUGCCCUCUUCUCAGGGCCAUAGCAAUGUGCAGCCCGUCUACUCGGGUGACCAUGCGCCCGAGUCAGACGCGCGGACUCAGUCGCAUGCCGAGGUGCGCUGA